AUGGCCCAUGCAUCCUUUAGGAGGCAAUUAUUGAUGUUCUACAAACACUUCUACAAGUUGCGGAACUUGGUAGGACGAGGCAAUGCCAUCAGCACAAACAAAUACCAGAACAUUCUACGGAGAAGCUUCCGAAACGUCUCAUUCUUUACCAGAAGGGAAAUCUUAUUGAAGGGAGAGACAACAUCUGAAUUGACGGAGGACGACAUGUCCAAAAGGCUCAGCAAUACCUUGGUGUUUAUUUUCAAUGCUACUGUCAAGAAAACGGACGAGUUUGACAAUGAUGAAAUCCUCUUUUAUGAGGACAUUCAAAGGACUAACACCGACACCACCGAGUCGAAAAUCUUAUCAACCAUCUUGGAAAUGGAGUAUCAGAAGCCGGACGAGAUCAAGUACGAUUUCAACUAUGAAUGGAUAGGCAAGUUGAACAAAGAAUUGCUUCGUUACGAUGAGUUUAUGGAACGCUCAAAGACUGGAAAAGGUUUCAAGAGCAAGGUACCUAUGAAUUACAUAGGGUUCAAGCAGUACGAGACCACUCUUAUGAGAUUCAACGAGUACCACAACUUAUGCUUAUAG
Molecule: messenger RNA, 573 nt
Organism: Suhomyces tanzawaensis NRRL Y-17324
Lineage: Eukaryota; Fungi; Ascomycota; Pichiomycetes; Serinales; Debaryomycetaceae
Exons: 1
Coding region: 1-573 (190 amino acids)
Source: RefSeq, a predicted model, not a curated record